AAACAAAAGAAAUAUUAGUCAACAAGUCAACAUAGUCAUUUACAGUGAUAAUUGCUAAGUAAUAGCAUCGUCAUAUGCGGGUGAUUUCAGCAGCAAACAGUAGAUUUAAAUUUUAAUAAUAAGGUAAUAGUGAUAAGAAGUAACUAAAUCAAAAAUAAUUUUAAAAUGGAAGGUGGACCAAAUAUUCAAGAAAAGGAGGAUGAACCUGCAGCUCCGCGGGGGUGUUUUAAUUUCCUUUGUCACCCCUUAGGUUCUGGCCAUAGAUUUAUAGCUUUAAUAUUCAUGUGUUUCCUAAGUUUUGGUUCCUAUUUUUGUUAUGAUAACCCUGCUGCCUUACAAGAUAAAAUAAAAGACAACCUAGAUUUAUCUGAGGUACAAUAUACCUCUUUAUAUUCAGUAUAUUCUUGGCCGAAUGUUGUAUUGAAUAUUAUUGGAGGUUUCCUUAUAGAUCGGGUAUUUGGUAUAAGACUGGGAACAAUUGUCUACAUGAGUUUAACUCUUCUCGGACAAUUAAUUUUUGCUACAGCUGUAACAACGGGUCAAUAUUGGAUGAUGCUGAUCGGGCGAUUCGUUUUUGGAAUCGGCGCAGAAUCCCUGACAGUCGCUCAAAAUAAUUACGCCGUGCUAUGGUUCAAAGGAAAAGAACUCAAUAUGGUUUUCGGACUUCAACUCAGUUUUGCUAGGGUUGGCAGUACAGUGAACUUCUUAGUGAUGGAAAGCUUGUACUCUGCUGUUUCCAAAAUAACUUCAGACGGGCACUACAUUUUAGGAAUUGUGCUUUAUAUCGCUGCCUGUACUUGUAUCGUAUCAAUGAUAUGUGCUCUUGUGAUGGCAAUUUUUGACAAACGCUCCGAAAGCAUUUUGGGUCGAAAUAAUAAUCCAUCUGGCGAAACGGUAAAAUUGACGGACGUUAAGGACUUCUCGCUGUCUUUUUGGCUCGUUUGCGUCAUCUGCGUAACGUUUUACUGCGCCAUCUUCCCAUUCAUAUCAAUAGCAAAGCAAUUCUUCGAAGUUCGGUUUGGUAUGACUUCAGAACAAGCAAACGAUAUAAGCAGUAUUGUAUACGUUAUCUCCGGUGUUGCCUCGCCGAUUUUAGGUUUUCUAGUCGAUAAAACAGGUAUGAAUGUAUAUUGGAUAUUACUGGGGGUUUCUGGGACAACUCUAGCACACGUUCUGCUCGGAUUUACCACCGCUAAUCCUUAUCUUGCUAUAGCCAUCAUGGGCUUGGCGUACUCAAUUUUAGCCAGUAGUCUGUGGCCCUUGGUAUCCUUGAUUAUACCCGAGUACCAACUUGGAACUUCAUAUGGAGUAGCUGGUUCGAUUCAAAAUCUAGGAUUGGCACUCUUUAACAUAUUUUGUGGCCUAAUAAUUGACAAGUUUGGAUAUACCGGCGUAGAAAUAUUUUUCAUAACUAGUUUAAUAGCGGCGUUUAUUUCCUCGGUGGGACUCUUAUUACUGGAUAGAAUUGAUAAUGGAAUACUAAACAAGACGCCUGCAGCAAGGUCAAGGCAUCAUAUGAUACACGGAGACACUCAAAGGUUGGUAGAUCCAGACGCAGAAGCAACAGCAAAUUCCUCAGACCACCAUGAACCUUCAGACUUCGAUAUACGCAAUAGCUCCCCUCAGCUUAUGACAUAGAUGUCAAAGGAAUCUAGCUCAUAUUGAAUUUUACAAUUAAUUACUUUUUUAUUUUAACUUUAGACACUACUAGAACUUCAAUUUAUUUGCUCAAAAGUUCUUGCAAAUAGUUCAAUUUUUAAAAUAGAGGUACCUUUCGUACAGGUUUAUUGCAAAUUUUAUUAUACACUGUGUACAAAAAGUAAUGUAUCAAAUCCUUUACUUUAAAUCCGUUGCACGUCUUUCAAUUUGACCUAUUUUCUAUUAUAGUAAAGAAUUAUUAUGUUGUUAUUUAUUUGAUAUUAAACUACGUUACUUAUUGUAAAUACAGUGAUUGUUACCUCUGUGUUAGUAGCUGGUUUCAAACUAAUAAUUUGUCACUGAAUUUAUUGGCAAUGGUACUUUUGAAGAUUUUUUAUUAAUAAUUAAGGGAUUAUCUGUAAUUUGAAUAUAUUUUUCUAUGUAAUUUAGUUUUAUUUAAUGAGAUAAAGGAACUUCUGUUACGUUUAUUAUAUAAACUUAUAUUUGAAUUUAGUAUGCAUGCUUCUUCUGAGAGCCUUAUUUCAGUUGCGACGGAUUGUUGUCUUUUGAACGUGACCAGAAUUAAUGCAUGUAAUUUGAUAUAUUUGACAGUUGCUAAGAUUGUAUUAGUCAAAUGUGCAAAUAUUAUAAAAUUAACGUGGUAUUUUAUUUGAAUUUCGAUUAAAAAACAAAACUUACUGUUUUAUAGUUUAACUUUCUACCUUACAAAGAGAAAAUUAACCACGCUUAAGAUAUAUAAAAGCCCUUAACGACCGGUUACUGGUAUAAAUAAGUAUUUUUCUUGGGGGUUUAGGUUCAAUAAAUAUUAAAUGGAUAAUAAAUAAAUAUAUAUAUAUAUAUAUAUAUAUAUAUAUAUAUAUAUAUAUAUAUAUAUAUAAUGUUUGUUAUAUUUAAUUGUUGUUCUCUUUUCACAAUACCUUAACAUAUUUUAAGAUUAAGGUAACAACCUUAAUAACAACAAGUAAACAAACAAAUACAAACAAAUAUUUUCUGGUUAUGACGAAAAAACACAUUUUAUGUAGCCCUGCACAUUUGACAUAUUGAUGGGCGUAUUAAAAAUGCCAACUAAUUAAAUAUCUGUAUAUAAAUAUGCAUUCUAAAUAAAUGAGUAUGUAAAUGAUAAAUUCUGUUGAUUUUCUGAGAAAUAAUUAUCAACAUACAUUUUUUUUUGUCGCUUUCGUGUACACGUACUAGAAAGAAAUAGAGCACUGAAAAAAAGGCAAUGAGAAGAACUAUACUUAUUGUUUAAUCAUUUUCAUUCGAAAUAAAGUGAAAAGUCAUUGAUGGUCUAUUUAGUUUUUGGAUAGUUAUGUACAUUAUUUAUAAAUUCCUAAAAAAAUUUUAUUCAUAAUAUCUUUAUAUUCCCUUUAAUCUUUCGAGCGUUAUGACUUGUGAUGUUUAACUUUCACAAUACGUUUUGUAUGGUCUUUUUCUGUUUUCAUAUCGUGAAUACCAAAUGGGUUUUCGUCGUGUCUAUGUGUUUUUUCUAUCACGUCUUCUUCUUGGCGUGCCUUUCCGUGAUGAAUGUUGUACAUAUGUUGUGUUAAACCCGGUUCUGAGGUUCUUUAACCAAGAUGUUUUUCUUUCUGGACCCCGCUUUCCAAAUAUUUUCCCUCUAGGAUGGCUUGUAGGAGUGCAUAACUGGAUUCUUUUCUCAUAAUAUAUCCGAAGUACUGAAGCUUUUGAGAUUUGAUGGAGGUCAGUACCUCUUAGUUCUUCUUUAUAUUCUUCUGAAGACCUUCCCAUUUGUAACUCGAUCAGUUCACAGGAUCUUAAGUAUUCUUCGAUAUAACCACAUCUCAAAUGCUUCCAAUCUUCUGCACAUAUCAAAAUAGAGAAGACGAAGGAACGGAUCACGUAGAUGCUGCAAAUUGAUAUCGUAAGGCAAUAAUUAUGGUUUCUAUUUCACUUCCUCUAAAUUUACCUAUUCAUAAUUCUUUAGAAAAAAAAGGAAUUUUUUGCUUUAGACCAACGCUAUUCUGUUUGUACUUUUCCUGUGGCUCUUGUUGUUUUUGUUCUUGUUGUCUUUAUUUUUUGUAUGUCUUUCUUAGUCGGAAUAUAUUUUUGCCCGAUAUUGUUAGUUUGUACUUGCUGUUAUUGUUCUUAGGCUUUCCCUAUUGUUCUUGUUGUUUUUAGGUUUCUUCUAUACCAUGUUUUGGACAUAUUUUCAACGUUCAUAUUACGUCUUUUCUGGUUUUACUGGUGAUUUUUCUGUCAUACCGUUUAGACCGUUUUAUGGUGAAUAUAUGACAUAUAUGCCUCAAAUUAAUUAUAUAAGGCAACGAUUUUUAUUUCUUCUGUAUUUUCUCUUAUGUUCCAUAUUCAGAAUUCUCUCCAAGAAUGAUACUGGCAUUGUUCGCCAUUAACUGUUAAUCAAACGCAUUUUGCUUGUCUUACUUGUUAUUGUCCUUGUUAUUUUUGUCCUUGUUUUUGCGCUUUAUUUAUUCUUCUCGUUGAUUUUUAUGUAUUCUCUCCCAUCUUUGGGUGUUAUAUCAAACUUUCACACUUCAUUUUGUCUACCCUUCCUGACGUUGUUCUGUUUGUCAGGUAUACGUAUUUUUAUCCAUAUGGUAAAUCUAUAACGUAGAUGUUACAAAUGGCAAUUGUUGUUCCUUCUUUGUUUCGAAUGUUCCACGUGUCUCGAAUGAUUCCAAUGUAAGUAUUGAUAUUUUGUUGAGUCUCCAUUCUACUUUUUUAACAAUUAAUUAUGCGAAUUUUACUUACAAGUAAUAAUUCUUACUUGUAAUUGGUAUUUAUGUCCUUGUCUUUAUUUUUUCGUGUUGGGUCUUAUUGUUUUUGUGAUUUAUUUAAUUUUCUUGUUAUUUUGCGCUUAUUCUUGAGAUUUAUAUAAUCUUCUUCGUUCUUGAUAUACUUAUGCUGAUUUUGUUAUUUUUACGUUUGUUCUUGUUGUUUGUGCGCAGUUUUUUCGCCUUCAUUUAUUGUUGGCUAUUUGUUAUUAUUAUGUUUAUAUUUAUUCUUUUUAUUUUGAGUUUGUUAUAGUUUUUGCGCCAAUUCCUGCUGUUUUUUGUUUUUCUCAUUCAUGGUUUUUGUCCUGUAGGUUUUUCUUAUUCUUAAUAUUUUUGUUGACAUCUUAUCAUUUUUGCACUUAUUUUUGUUUUUUGUUUUGUUAUUUGUGUUUGUGUCUUUGUUAUUAUAGUUUUGUCUACAUAUAAUAUAUAUAUAUAUAUAUAUAUAUAUAUAUAUAUAUAUAUAUAUAUAUAUAUAUAUAUAUAUAAUAUAUAUAUAUAUAUAUAUAUAUAGACAAAUACAUAGAAAAUAUAUAUAAUAUAUAUUUUCCUAUUUCUAUUUACUUUUUGGUUUCUGUUCUGGAUAUUCCGUUGUGAAAUAAUUUGUUAAUUGCAUUUAUUAAUUAGAUAAUAGGUUUUCUUCAGCAUUCUCUAUAAUCUUUUUAGUUGUGCACUGUCAAAAGCUCCUCAUAUUUCCAUCUAUAAUUAUUAUUGAUUCACUCCUUGGUUUAUGACAAUAAUAUUUUAAUAUAUCUUAAAGCAAUAAACACAAAUAACUGAUUGAUUUCAGUUAAAUAUAUUGUCAAUUAUUUAUAAGUUUAUGUUAGUUUUUUGUUUGUAAAGUAUUAACAUGUAGCAUUAUAAUUGAAUAAUUAAUAAAAAUGCAGUUAAUAUUUUUUAUCUUGAUGUUCUGUAUCCGUAUCUUAUUUGUAAAGCUUUAUAUACAUCAAAUAUGUUGUCUAUUCUUCAUUAUUUAGCUAUUUUAGCUGCAAGUCUUCAUCAUUAAUCAGAGGGUUGCCUAUGUGAAUGUUGAGUGUUAUUUUGUAAAUGUGUGUGUGUGUUCCUAUUAAAAUUUGAUGUUCCCCUUGUUUUUUUUCUUAUAAUUUCAUCAUGCUAAUGUAAAAUUUUUUAAGUUUUUUUUUCUGUAGGUUUCUUCUAUUAUUUUUAGCUAUAUUUUAACCAUUUUAAAAACCAGUUUAUCUAUAUCUAUUUCUUAUCAAAUCUAGCUUGUGUCUUUUAUUUGUUACAUUAACAUUUAUUUUCAAAUUACACGGCAAAAAAGUUGACAUAUUAUCAGAUAUUUACUUGUUAACGGUUGUUUACUUUGUUUAUAUUAUAAUAUUAUAAUGACUUCUGAUAUAAUGGUUUAUAUUACAACUGUAUCCAACAGUAAAGUUAAAAUUGUUAAUAUAUAUCUCGAAUAUUCCAAAAUAAUAGCCCUUCCAAUAUACCAGUUCACUAGUUCAGUUCUCUAUCCAACUCACUAAUUUUUUAAACGUUACUUAUAAAUCCUUAACAAUUUUAAUCUUAUCGCGAUUUAUUAAACGUGCCGUGUGCAUAUCAGGACUCUUUUUUAUUUUCUCAAGGCUUCUUACCUUUUCUGCCUAUAGCCAAAUUUGCCGUUUAUAAAAAUUUCCACUAUUAUUUCUCUGUCAGACUGAACAUCAAAAUCAGUAAUGUUGCUGUUCAAUUAGUUUUUAAACUCGACAUUAUUGCUGUUUAUUUAUGCUCAAGCAAAAAUUGAAGCUAGAGUUCAAUGGUGAAAAAUUAAUUGAGUGGUGUAUCAUAUUACCGCUUCUAUACUUUGGACAUGCUAUUAAUACAUUUGUGAAUUGUUUUUAGUGUAUAAUUACAAAUUCAACAAUGCUUUCAGAUAUAAUUAAAAAUAAUAUUAUCUUCUGAACUUUGAAUAGUUAUUAUUUUCAGAAGUUUUAAUGUCGAGUUUUUAUAUAAAAGUUACCAAUUUAAAAAAAAUCGACUGAAUCGUAUACACUAGGUUAAAAGUAUUGAUAAAACAAAUUAUUUUAUAUAUUUAAUAAUUUUAGUAUAUACAAAGAAUAUACAAAAGUGCGCAAUAAGAACAUAAAUAAUUAUAUAACAUUGAAGCAUCUCGACGUUAUCACUAUCACCGAGAUGUGGUUUUCUUUCAGCGUACAAAAUAAUUUUUACGGCAUUUAGAAAAAUCUAGAACUUCACAUAUAUUCGAAAAGCAGCAUCGCAAAUCGAUUCAAUGAAUAUUCUGCUCAUUAUAGCUGUUAACGCUGUUGUAAAACUUGUUUAUAAAUAUUUAUCAACUUUUGUUGUUCUUAUUGUUACUUGUUUGUAAUUUAGUUUAGUGAUAUUAUAUAUUGAGGUGAUAUUUUAACAAGAUUUUAUGUAUUUAGUAUCCUUAUAUUUAUUAAAAAUAAUCGAUUUU
Molecule: messenger RNA, 6822 nt
Organism: Diabrotica balteata
Lineage: Eukaryota; Metazoa; Arthropoda; Insecta; Coleoptera; Chrysomelidae
Source: the annotation of a GenBank genome assembly